UAACCAUGCAGUCAUGACUUGUGCUGUAAGCAAUAUUUACAGUAGAAAGUAAGGUCGAAGGCUGUUUAAUUACUGUCGAACGGAUUCAUAGUUGCGUGUAUAUUCAAACAGCUAUGUCGACGAGUGGAGAAGCGCUAUUACGUGCGGUAGAAGCACCACUUUUUUGGAUCGGUGCUCUGACCGCGGCCUGGGUGUCUGUGUGCUCCGUUUACCGGCUGCUCUCCGGACUGAGGGUGUGGGUGCUAGGGAAUGGACGGUUGGUGUCACCGGCACGACUUGGAAGAUGGGCAGUUGUGACGGGCGCCACGGAUGGAAUUGGGAAAGCCUAUGCCGAGGAGCUUGCUCGCAGAGGCUUUGCCAUUGUGCUCAUCAGUCGUACUCAGGAGAAACUUGAUGAGGUAUCAAAGUCCAUUGAGAGCAAAUGUGGGGUGGAAACCAAAACCAUUGCGGUAGACUUUAGUGCCGGAAAUAUUUAUCCUAAGAUCGAAGACGGACUUUCAGGACUGGAGAUUGGAGUACUGGUGAACAAUGUUGGAAUCUCAUAUUCUUAUCCUGAAUUCUUCCUCAAUAUCCCCAACCUGGACAGUUUCAUCGACACUAUGGUCAAUAUUAACAUCACAUCAGUAUGCCAGAUGACGCGUCUUGUUCUGCCCCGAAUGGUGGAGAGGAAGAAGGGAGCCAUCCUCAACAUUUCGUCUGCCAGUGGGAUGUACCCGGUUCCUCUCCUUACCGUCUACUCCGCCUCCAAGGCAUUUGUGGACUACUUCUCGCGUGGUCUUGAAGCUGAGUACAAGAGCAAAGGGAUUAUCAUCCAGAGUGUUCUACCAUUUUUUGUGGCCACCAAACUGAGUAAAAUCCGACGGGCUACGCUAGACAAACCCAGUCCAGAGCGUUACGUGGCAGCAGAAAUAAACACUGUGGGACUGCAGAGUCAGACCAAUGGCUACCUACCCCAUGCCAUCAUGGGUUGGGUGACCACGGCUCUGCUCCCCACCAGGAUCCUCAGAAGUGUUGUCAUGGGAAUGGGCCUGUCCCAGCGUGCGCGUUACCUAAAGAAGCAGAAACAAGGAUAGACGCUACUAGACCAUGCAGUGGCUCAGAGAGUGGCGAGAGGGCACCAACAUCACAUGCAAAUUGUCAAGUUAGAAAGAAUUUGGGGGGGGGGGCAUUGACAUACCUUUCAGUUUUCCAUCUAAAUGAACCUGUUUUUGGUCCUAUUUGCAGUAGCUCUAAAGCAUCAUCUAGUCAUGGUUGCUGGUCGUAUUUAACGUGUUGAUUCUAAUUGGAUAAGAGUGAGGAGUAUCAGUUUUAUGGAGUGAAUUACUAACCUGUCAACUAAAACCAGUGCUGUCCACUAGCCAUGAUUUGUAAAACAUGGUGAAAGAUGUCCAUCCAUCCAUUAUCUGAACCGCCUAUCCUGCUCUCAGGGUCACGGGGAUGCUGGAGCCUAUUCCAGCAGUCACUGGGUGGCAGGUGGGGAGACACCCUGGACAGGCCGCCAGACCAUCACAAGGCCCGAUUAAAGAUGUCAAAUUCAUAUUUAAGCAGAAGUUUCAAGUUCAUUUCAAGCUUAUUUGUCAAAUCCAGCAGUGGCAGACUUUGCUGGCAAUGAAAUGCUUAGGCAUCGGGCUUGAAUUUAAACGUAAAAACUUAAACUUACAAGUAUAACAUUUCAAUUUAAAGUCAAACUUAAAUCCAAAAUCUGGAAUCUAAAAUUUAAGAGUAUUUACAGGCCAGGAUUUUUUUUUAAUAUCUUAAAAUUAAAAUUUAACAUUUAACAGUAACAGAAGCAGCAGACAUUCUGCUUUCACUAUAUACAUAAAGUGGAUGUCAUCCACCUCCAUAUUGUCACAGUUACUAAAUCCAUAUUAGCAGGUAGGGCAUAGGGCCAUUGGGUUGGUGUUACACCGUGUCCUAACUGACGCGAGUGUUCGACUGUCGCGUCACAUCGGACAUUGUCUGUCCACACUGAAACUGUCAUUUAAACAAAACACAUACCUAUCAAGCUGUGUGCUCCAGAUCAGACUGGAGACAUUCCUCAUCCACGACACAGCGCUUUCAGCGCAAGCGACAGGAAGUAAAUAGAAACAGGGCAUCUGACAAAAGUUCAGCUCAAAACGGUGCGCCGUGUCGAGCUGCGCAGCGUCACUCGCGGUCAGUUAGGACAUUCCAAUAGAAAAUGAAGCAAUCGAACUGAUUUUUGUCGCUGACGCUCGCUCGCGUGGCAUUCAGUUAAGACAUAGCCUGAGAUCAGAGGCCAGUGCCCACUGGUGGUAGAGGUUAGCCUUGUGUAAAAAUACAGACCGUCAACAAUGGGAACUGAACAUUUGUUUCCCAGCUGAACAUCCUGUAUUUAUUUUCAAAGCAGUUGUGUUUUUAAAAAGAUGUAAAAGGCUAAAAUGUAUUUUGUUUGUCAAAAGGUCAUGUAGCUUCUCUUGAGGCACAAGGCACCGUUUCAACGUCUUGUCUCUUUGAGUUAUCAUCUCUGAAGUGGCAAGGUACUUGUAUUUUUACAGCUUUUUGAUUGAGUUCUCAUUAAGAACACAAUUUAUGAAUGAAUGUGUGUGCAUGCAUGUGUGUGAGCCUUGUGGUCAAGGCCAGGUCUUUUUUUGGGGGGGGGGGGUGAGUCAAGUCUGAGACUGAAGCUUAUGGAGUCGGAGUCAAGUCCAAGGUGGAGAGUCCAACUCAAGACUAAUGGGGUCCAAAACGUGAGUAAAGACCGUCACCAGAACAGUGCAAGUCCGAUUAAGCACCAUGACUGUAACUGUGGUAGUCUACCAUCGUAGCAAAAGCCAAAAUGUCACUGCGCUGUAAUCGCAGAAAGUUGAAUCCGUUGCUCUAAUAUUUAUUUAGGCUUUUUCCCCCUCUGUCAAGGAAGGAAUGUUUCAGCUUCCAGUUUUCCAAUGUUUCAGAGGCUUCAUAAGUUAAAGUAAUUGGAGAAACAUUAUAUCGGAUUCAAUUGAUCUCCACAGGGGAAGUUAGAUAAUCAUUUCAAAAAUAAAGUUGCGAUCUUGAAAUAUUAAAGUUGUCAGGAGUUUGCACUUUCCAAGACCGAGUCAAGUCGAAGUCAUGCUGUGACCUCCGAGACGAGACAGACCUUCAUGAUGUGGACUCGAGACUGACAGACCGACUCCAUACUGGAAGACUACAACGUGAGAGUGUGUGUGUAGUAGGGACAGAAUAGUAAACGCUUGGAUUUAAUCUGCAGAAAUCUGUUCACGAAACACUGUGUAGGUAAACGCUCAGUAUAGAUGGGGAAUCUUGUGUGGACCUUUUUCUUUUGCCGUUUUUGUGCUUUGCACCCAGGUCAGCUUUAAUUUCCAAAUGACUCUUUGUUGAAGAAGCAUACUAAACUGACUAGUUGACUAAACUUUCGAACAACAUCCUAUGAGGCAAAUGUGUCUUUUAUUCUAUGAUGGGUGAAACAAAUGCUUAGAAUUAGAAACGGGUUAUUCGACUAACAUGUAGUUAUUUGGGGUAUGUGUUUGUUUGUAGGAGGUUAGCAAGCAGGGAGCAGCUUUGGAGGUCAACCUGAUGCAACUGUUUAGAGGCCUGGCAAGCCACUAACUAUAGUAAUGAGCGACCUAUAUUCUGCAUCAUGCUUUAAUGAGGGUACAAAGAUGUCAGCAAAGUUUAAACUGAAUUUUGUUUAUUUGAGCUACUUCAAAUUAUAACAACCAAAUGCAAAGAGAACACAUGGCUUUUGGGUUGAUCCAAAGUUAUAUGAUCCAGUGUUAAAGUAAUUGUGAAAUACUUAUGUUUAGGGAACAAACUGUAUUGGGUUUUGAGAUUCAAAUAUUCCCUCUUGUGUCGUUUUCUUUUUCCAAAUAGAAUUUGGGUUUUGUCUUGUUUAUACCUGACUAAAUGUAUUUCAAAUUUGUGGAGCUUCUAUUUUUCUGAAUAUAUGGUGGUAGUAUAAUCAUUUUUCACUCAUACUAUCUGAGUUAUCAAAGUUGACAUUGUGUUUAGGCUUCUCUAACUGCGUGAUAAUGACACUCCAGAGUCUGUGUCAUGCUGACCGUUAAUAAAUGUGAUUUUUAAAUACGUUCAUUCAA
Messenger RNA from Lampris incognitus (smalleye Pacific opah), 4055 nucleotides. RefSeq names its product hydroxysteroid (17-beta) dehydrogenase 12b (gene hsd17b12b). Gene Ontology annotation, cellular component: endoplasmic reticulum. Gene Ontology annotation, molecular function: oxidoreductase activity. Bases 114 to 1073 code for a protein of 319 amino acids. The record is from RefSeq and is a predicted model, not a curated record. NCBI's taxonomy places the organism in Eukaryota, Metazoa, Chordata, Actinopteri, Lampriformes, Lampridae. The transcript has 11 exons.